Suillus subalutaceus is the source of this 426-nucleotide messenger RNA. RefSeq lists its product as uncharacterized. The transcript is spliced from 4 exons. The record is from RefSeq and is a predicted model, not a curated record. Bases 1 to 426 code for a protein of 141 amino acids. Lineage: Eukaryota; Fungi; Basidiomycota; Agaricomycetes; Boletales; Suillaceae.
AUGGAUUUACGCACUGGGUGGAGUCGCAGCAAGCGGGAAGUCAAACUUAUGGAUAUUCCAUUAUUCAAAUGCUUGAUGACGGAACGUAGUACAGAAGACAGCGGGACUGGUGUGCCCGUGUACACCGUGAAGGAGCUCUACUUUCAUGACACCAUUUGCCUUCGCAGUGGCGACAUCGAGCUCGUGGUAGAGUUUACAAGGAAUCGCAACCAUCAUAGGGUAUGCGGAUACUAUUUCGUCGAUCAUCCCAACCGUCUAUUUUUCCGGCUUCAUGAAAUACCCACGGCAAGGAUCUUUGAUGGAGUUCCGGGCGUCAAGAAGUGGAGCCAUAUUAAUUUUAGGCAACACCGCGAGCUGUAUCCCAUUGACAAGCUGCCAGGCCCUCAGUCGCUCAAGGAACUCAAUGUCGCUAAAUGGAGUUUAUAG